Molecule: messenger RNA, 5266 nt
Organism: Myripristis murdjan (pinecone soldierfish)
Lineage: Eukaryota; Metazoa; Chordata; Actinopteri; Holocentriformes; Holocentridae
Gene: sema3ab
Product: sema domain, immunoglobulin domain (Ig), short basic domain, secreted, (semaphorin) 3Ab
Exons: 17
Coding region: 542-2950 (802 amino acids)
Biological process (GO): positive regulation of cell migration; negative chemotaxis; motor neuron axon guidance
Cellular component (GO): plasma membrane; glutamatergic synapse; axon
Molecular function (GO): neuropilin binding; semaphorin receptor binding; chemorepellent activity
Source: RefSeq, a predicted model, not a curated record
UGAAACAAACUGGACCCGUUUUUUUUUUUUUUUUUCUUUUUUUUUUUCUGCAGCUGAAGGUAGAAACUGAGAGACAGCGAGAGGCAAGAGAGUUGCUUGCUGGAUAGGUACUGGGGUAAAGAGGACUAUGACAGUCAUACCUAGACCUGCUCACUGUUCCUGGCAUUUAGUAUGGUGGAACUCAUCUUGUGUUAGGCUUUAGUUUGGUGUAGUUUUCCUGGGAUUGACUGCUGCAGGACAUUGCUUGCAGUGACACUGACCCAUACAUCCCCUACUCCACUUGCAGGUUCUAUUUCCCCUGGAGUUGGACUCUAACCUUGGCUUUUGACCCCUGGAACAGCAAAGGUUUUUGAUUUGGCAGGGGAGUAGACCUGCUGAGACCCAGUCUGGACUGAACAACCAGUGUUUAUCCACAGCCGCCGGACAAUAGGACCUUUUCUUUUAUAAGGAAACUACACCUGAGACUAACACUGAAUAUCUUGAGGAUUGCCCUGGAGGAGUACAUUUAAGGAACAUCUGUGGCUUCUCUUGCCCCAGGACCAUGGGCACUCUCUGGGGCACAAUUUUGCUGCUGUGUGGGGUGGUUCUGCUUAGGACGGAGGGCUAUGGAGCCCAACAAAUCAAGAACAAUGUCCCCCGCCUAAAGCUCUCCUAUAAAGAUAUGUUGGAGUCUAAUAACCUGGUGACAUUUGAAGGCCUGGCCAACAGCUCAUCUUACCACACCUUCCUGCUGGAUGAGGAGAAAGGCAGACUCAUGGUGGGAGCCAAGGACCACAUCUUCUCCUUCAACCUCCUCAAUAUCAGCAAAGACUACGCACAGAUCACUUGGCCAGCCUCUCCCUCCAGAAGAGAUGAAUGCAAGUGGGCAGGGAAGGAUCUGUCGAGGGAGUGCUCAAACUUCAUCAAGGUGUUGCAGCCGUUCAACCAGACCCAUCUGUAUGUGUGCGGCACAGGCGCAUUUCACCCUGUGUGUGCCUACCUGGAGGUGGGCAGGAGACCAGAGGACAGUGUGUUCAGACUGGAGCCUCACAUAGAAAACGGCCGGGGAAAGAGUCCCUACGAUCCCAAGCUGCUCACCGCAUCCUUGCUCAUUGACAAUGAACUCUACUCUGGUACAUCAGCUGAUUUUAUGGGGCGGGACUUUGCCAUUUUCCGCACUCUUGGCAAGCAUCACCCAAUCAGAACAGAGCAGCAUGACUCCCGCUGGCUAAAUGAUCCCAGGUUUGUGAGCGUCCAUCUGAUCCCUGAGAGUGACAACCCAGAAGAUGACAAGAUCUACCUGUUCUUCAGAGAGAACGCCAUGGAUGGGGAGCAUGCAGGGAAGGCUACUCAUGCCCGGAUUGGGCAGCUCUGCAAAAAUGACCUUGGAGGCCACAGGAGUUUGGUGAACAAGUGGACCACCUUCCUGAAGGCUCGGCUUGUUUGCUCUGUCCCUGGCCUUAAUGGAAUAGACACACACUUUGACGAGCUACAGGAUGUUUUUCUAAUGAGCACGAAGGAUCCGAAGAACCCGAUCAUAUAUGCAGUAUUUACCACUUCCAGCAACAUCUUCAAAGGCUCAGCUGUAUGUCUGUACAACAUGGCAGACAUCAGGAGGGUGUUCCUGGGCCCUUACGCUCAUAGAGAUGGACCCAACUAUCAAUGGGUGCCCUUCCAGGGACGUGUGCCCUACCCACGGCCUGGCACUUGCCCUAGCAAGACGUUUGGAGGAUUUGGUACAACCAAGGACCUUCCCGAUGAGGUCAUAACCUUUGCCAGAAGUCAUCCAGCCAUGUUUAACCCUGUGUACCCCAUCAACCACCGACCCAUCAUAGUCAAAACAGACGUGGACUAUCAGUUCACACAGAUAGUGGUGGACAAAGUAGAAGCAGAAGACGGCCAGUAUGACGUCAUGUUUAUAGGCACAGACAUGGGAACGGUACUGAAGGUGGUGUCCAUCCCCAGAGGCUCCUGGCACGACCUGGAGGAAGUCCUGCUGGAGGAGAUGACAGUCUUCAGGGAGCCAACAGCUAUAACAGCAAUGGAACUGUCUACAAAACAGCAACAACUGUACUUGGGUUCAGCCAUUGGUGUCUCCCAGAUGCCUUUACAUCGCUGUGAGGUAUAUGGGAAGGCUUGUGCUGAAUGUUGCCUGGCCAGGGACCCUUACUGUGCAUGGGAUGGCACUGAGUGCUCCAGAUACUUCCCCAUGGCAAAGAGGAGAACGAGGAGACAAGAUAUCAGGAAUGGAGAUCCACUCACACAAUGCUCAGAUCUGCAACAUCACGAUGAAUUAAGCGGGCAGGCCACUCUGCUGGAUAAGAUUGUGUACGGCGUGGAGAACAGCAGUACUUUCCUGGAGUGCAGUCCCAAGUCCCAGAGAGCCCUGACCUAUUGGCAGUAUCAACGGUCCACAGAUGAUCGCAAACAAGAGAUCAGUGCGGAGGAGCGGUUCAUCCGCACAGACCAGGGCCUGCUGAUUCGCACACUUAGCAAGAAGGAUUCUGGGAUAUAUCUGUGCCAAGCAGUGGAGCACGGCUUCAUGCAGACACUUCUGAAGGUCACCUUAGAGGUCAUUGACACUGAGCGCCUGGAGGACCUGCUGCACCGUGAUGAAGAGACCGCUGCCAACUCCCCAGUCCAAGAUCUUUCCUCACCUCGGGAAACGCCCAAUCACAAGUUGUGGUACAGAGACUUCCUGUCUUUGGUCAAUCACCCAACCUUGAGCAGUGUGGACGAGUUCUGCGAGCAGGUCUGGAAGAGGGAGAGGAAGCACAGGAGGCAGAAAGCUCACUUGGUACAGCAAGUACAAAUACACCAGCAGCAACAGCAACCGCAGAAGGCUUUUGCUAACCCUCACGGCCAUGUGCAUGCCCAUGGGUUGGCGGCCAAGUGGAAACACCUGCAGGAGAGACAGAAGGGACGCAACCGCAGGACCCAUGAACUGGAGAGGGCCCCCCGUAGUGUCUGACCUAUGAACUUUGACCUCUAACACCCAACCCUAAACCCACACCCAGUCCUCAUUCUGUAACCCUGCUUAACUCACCCACCUUUUCUCCUCCAUACUGAGAUACAGACUUCUUCCACAGUGACUGGAUAGGAAAUGUUUAACUGGAAAAAAGGCAAUACUUCCCUGAUCUGCCGGCUGCUGUGCUAUGUGCGUGGGCAGCCAUGUUUACAGUAUGCCGGAACAGAGGACUGCAGGAGACAGGAUGUCCAAUCACACAAGACAAUUGGAGCAUAUUAUCUCAGCUGGCCUCUGUGGUACUGCAGAGGGACAGUGACAAACAGAAAGAGGACUGGAUAUAUAUAUACCCACCUUUCACACAUGACUGACUCCAUGUUGACAUGGCCAUGUCAAUGGCACUGUCUCUUCAUGGCAUGCAAGUUUGGUGUGUUUGCCAUCGUACAACAUGAAUCUCUCUACCCUGAUACUCAAAUCUGAAAUGGGAUGGGGGUGGUUUUGUAUUAAUAGUCAGAAGAAUAAAUGAACUGGCAGUGGUAUUACAAGCACAAAAAUAAGUCUGCUCAUUUUGUGGAAAGCACAAGGAUGGGAUGUCUGGUAGAUUAUAGAGGGUUAAAUCAGUCAUGAAAGAGAAAAAUGCCCAAGCACUGCAAGAAACUCAACCGGGAGCGAUAGUCACCAUAACUUGCCGACAAGUAAUUCUAAAUUAUGUAGCUAAACUGUGUAAAUACUGUAUUCUAUGACAUGUCCUCAUACUAAAGGGAAUGGCUUGCGGUUUUCUUGUUACAUUAUGUUGUCUCCCCAGAAAGAAACCUAUUUAAGAAAGUCUUUUGAAUGCAGUUGUAAACACAUAGAUUUUGUAAGUCUUUGCAUCUCCGCCCUAGAUAAGCUCCUAAAAGGAAGAAAGGUUGUAAUAUUGUUUUGUUUCUCUUUUUCUGUUAUCAAGUUAUUUUAAGUGUCAGCAGUCAUCAACUUAAAUGUCACUGGUCAAGAGUGUCUACCUACUGCAUCAUACCAGUGCAACUUUACAUGUCAUGAUGAACUCUUUUAUGUUGAUUUAAUUAUGCAAUGUAUACACUUUGUUUCCACAACAUGUAUAUUUAUUGAUAUACAAUAAUGUACAUUGUGAAAAUAUUAGAUAUGCAGUCUAUUUUCUCACUAUUACCUAUUUUUCAUUCAUUUCAUUUGAUUUGAGUCAUUGAAUAUUCAGGACCAACCUCUUAAAAUAAUUGUAUUAUCACAAAUACUGUAGUGAUACUGGAAAUGUCUAUGAGAUAUUUAUCAAUACUGGUCAAUAUUGCAACAGAUAUCACAUAACAAACCCACUGAGCAAUAACCCAGUGUCCAUGCUGUAUUUUUCUUCCACAUUUGUUGCCUCUUAUUCAUACUCUCCACAGGCAGUGCAAGUUCAUUUCACUGCAUAAAACAUAAGAAAAUAAUAAUAAUCUCAUGUGUUUGACAUGAUAAUGAACAAUUUGCAUUUGCAAACACAUACACAAAUGCACAGACAUACACACAUGUGCACAGACAUACACACACACACACACACACACACACAAACACAAAAAACCUGGAAUGUAGCUGUGAACAUUAUGUAAAUAGAAAUACUAUGGUCUAGGUAUGACAAGUAUGACACUGUGUACUAGUGCAUGUGAAUGCUAUUGUAGUGUACCUGUUUUGCUAUAACAGUGAUAUACUAGUCUGAUAUUGUCCACAAUAAUUCUGUUGUUAGCUUAUGCAGCACACUAUAUUAUAGAUGUAAAUACUAUUUCUGUUAGGAUUCUAAAUUUCAGUUUCAAUUUCUGAGGUAGGUACUCAGAAAACUUGCAUUUGCUUUCAGCUCUUCAGAUAUUCUUCUGAACAGGACCUCACUCUGGAUUCAGAUGGCCACUAGCUAGCUAAUGACAAUAAACAAUGUUUGAUGGAACAGUGUAAUUAAACAUGACAAUGCAACACAUCAGUAUGACAUCAGAUGGCCUUGUCCAGGAGUGUUUGCAAGAUCCAUCUGCCCUCUGUCUGAGGAGAGGAAGCCCUGGGGGGGUGAGCGGAGAAACAGCUGGAGCUGACCUUGAGAGAACAAACUUCGGAUAACAAGACAAGUUGGACACCAGAGCUGUGGAACUUUCAGUAGAGACGGGCAUAUGAUCAGAUCAUUAUUAUAAAGACAAUAUAUAGGGUGCCUCAAUGCAUCUGACUGUAUGGUGUAAGUGAGGGAUUAAAGUGCUGCUGCGCUGCUGCUGCUGCUGCUGCUGCUGUAAGGACUCUUUGGCAUGAUGAUGAUGGUGAUGUAUUCUACUGGUCUAAUAAAUGUGUCCUCUUAAA